AUGUCUCACGAGAGCGUCUGGAACUCGCGCCCGCGCACCUACGGCAAGGGCUCGCGCGGCUGCCGCGUCUGCAAGCACAAGGCCGGUCUCAUUCGCAAGUACGACCUCAACCUCUGCCGUCAGUGCUUCCGCGAGAAGGCCAAGGAUGUCGGCUUCACCAAGAGCUUAUAG
Messenger RNA from Geosmithia morbida, 171 nucleotides. Its product is annotated as small subunit ribosomal protein S29e. Gene Ontology annotation, cellular component: cytosolic small ribosomal subunit; ribosome. Gene Ontology annotation, biological process: translation. The record is from RefSeq and is a predicted model, not a curated record. Bases 1 to 171 code for a protein of 56 amino acids. Gene Ontology annotation, molecular function: structural constituent of ribosome; zinc ion binding. The transcript is spliced from 3 exons. NCBI's taxonomy places the organism in Eukaryota, Fungi, Ascomycota, Sordariomycetes, Hypocreales, Bionectriaceae.